UAUUAGAAUCGAGAGUUAGACGUUGGUUAGCAUUAGUUUAUUGAAUAUUAAAACCAGUCGUAAAAGCUAAACUAAUUCUGCGAUUUUUUAUAUUUUCCAUUUCCAAAUAAUCUUUUGAAUAAAGUACUUAUUUUCAUCAUGUCUGAUGAGGAAUUACCUAAAGGAUGGGAAAAACGAAUGAGUCGUUCUACUGGACAAUCAUAUUACUUGAAUAUCUAUACUAAAGAAAGUCAGUGGGAUAGACCUACUAAACCUGCUGAACCUGGGGCAAGUUUAGGUUGUGGAGGCCCUGUUGAUCAAGUGAGAUGCAGCCAUUUGCUUGUUAAACACAGAGACUCAAGGCGUCCAUCAUCAUGGCGAGAAGAAAAUAUUACAAGAACUAAAGAAGAAGCUUUGGAAAUCAUUGAAGGAUUCAGAGAACAGCUAAUAUCAGGAAAGUCAACUUUUGAAGAUCUUGCAUCAAAAUUUAGUGACUGUAGUUCUGCCAAAAGAGGAGGAGAUUUGGGUCUUUUUGGACGAGGAGCCAUGCAAAAGCCAUUUGAAGAUGCUUCCUUUGCUUUAAAAGUUGGAGAAUUGAGUAAACCUAUUAUUACUGAUUCUGGUGUUCAUUUAAUUAUUAGAACUGCUUAAGAACAUUCCUGUUAUGUGAUGUUGUCAAAACUUGUUGCUUUGUUAUUUAGAUUAGGCAUAGCUUAACUAAUAUGAAAAUAUGGUUGAGAAGUUGUCAAAUUCUAAAUAGUUUAAAAAAAGUAUUUUUCCAUGGAGAUUCUGUAGAACAGUUUCAAAUACCAGAUUGUUGGUUUUUACAAACCAUUUUCCCACUCGAUUUACAAGGUGAUAAUGUAUACUAUAAAUUUCACUUUUGUCAUUCCUAGUGUGAAUCUGUGUAGAAAAACAAAUAAAUUUGAAAAUUAACUAAUUCAAUUAUCCUAUGAGUAAAAUGUUUUGAUUCAAUUUAUGCUGUAAAUUUUUCAUUCAAUCAUAUAGCUGCCAUAAAUUGCUAUGUGAUUUGAUUUAUUUUGUGUGUAUGUUUUUUUUUAAUUAACUGUAUUGUAAUGUAAAAUGAUCAUUUUAGAAUAAAAAAUAUAUGAAACAAAAAUAAUACUCAAGUAAGCAGUUAAAUUUAUUUGGUAUUUUCACUUGAUUUAAAUAAUUGACAUGUUUCUCAGCUGCUAAUUCAUUGACUUUUGUCCAAUAACUUAAAAGGAUAGCCUGAGGUCAUUUUUUUAUUUUUAUUUUAAUGCAGUUGUGAUUGCAAUUUUACAUUGAAUUGUGUUUUCAAUGUGUUUGAUUAACACAGCACGAAAUAUGAACACAUUUAUCUUUUAAAUAUUGCAACACAUUUUUCUAAUAAAUAAAUGAGUGAUAUAUAAUAAUCCUCCGGAAGUUUCACAAGUUCCUUUUGAAGGCCAAAAUAAAUAUUUUGAUUUAAUGAUAAUAGUAUGACAGUUUAUAAAUUGUUUGGCAAGUUUGAAAUGUCUUCUUAGAAAGUGAAAAUAAAUGUUUAGUUAAGUUAGCCACUGGCAAUUUAUUAUAAAAUUAAAGGCUUCUAUCAUAUAUGUAAAAAAAAAUGAAUAUUUUAUUGCAUGUCAUUAAAAGGCAAAUGUAUAAUUUAGUAUAAUAGGAUUCAAAAUUUUUAUGAUUAUAUCUGGAAAAUGAAAAUGUACAUUUCUUCCAAUUUUCAUAUGUGGCCGCGCAAUAACUAUUUUGAUAAUUUAUUAGCUCUAAUUUUGGUAUCUACACUAUUUUUUUCUCUAAACUUAAAUAAAAAAUUUUAAAAACAACAAUUAUCUAUAAUUGUUACUUUCAGGCAGAUAUAUAAACAAAGAAUAUUUAAUUUUGUUAUUGAAUGUGGUUACAUGUAUUUUAUAUGUGUAAUUUUUUUCUAUUUUUUCUAGUCUUGUAUGUCUGUUACGUAUUUUUAUGUGCAUUUCUCAGAUUUACUGAAUACUGAAGUGGAUUUAUCAUUGUUUCUUUUCUAUGAGGCAUAAUCUUUGUGCACUAUUUAUAGCUUAUAUCAAAUUUGAUUCAUAUUUUAGGUAUUCAUUAGUGCAUUAGGUUAAAUAGCUCAUACAUAUCAGUGUAGAUGCUUUUCUAAAAAAUGUAUAAAAUUUCAUUUACUCAUUCCAUCCUGAAAUUAAAGAAGUUUUAAUCUUAGUAGGAUAGUUAAGGAAAUAUUUUCUAUUUCUAUAGAAUCACUUGUUAUUUGUCAUAAUCAUUCUAUGCAAAUCUUUGAGUAUUGCUCUAUGCAGUCGAGCCAAUGUUUCUAUUCUAUUAGGUUUGGACUAAUAGUUCAAAGGAUUUUUCAUAGAAUCGGGUAUUAUUUAGUAUAUUUACAAAUAUUAAGGCCUUUAGAAAAUAGUAUAGUAUUUUGGCAUUUAAUCACGAAACUAUAGGUUUAGCUCUUAAUGGCAGUGGUAGUUUAUAAUAGUAUUUAAUAUUUUAAAAUUAAAAAUGCUUUUAAGUCAUAUUUUUUAAAAAGACAUUAUCUUACAAUUUAGCUUAAGAUUUUCGUAAGUUAUGUUGUUUGUUGUCAUACAGCUGUAGGCUAAUUCCUGAGAAUCAGGAAUUUCAUAUGUAAUUGUCAUAAAUAUUUGCAAUGUUAUGGUUUUAAUAUUAAAGAAACAGUUGUUGAUGAUAAAGUAAAUAUUUUGCUAUACAUCUUAGUUUUUGGUAACUAAAUAUUUUUUGUAUUGAAAAUGCAAACUUGUUCAAUUUUGUUUUUGUGUACUUUUCUUUUGUAUAUUUUUUGCUACAGACUCUUAUGACGUCCAAUGCUGCAUGUCAUAAAAUUUUUAAUAAUAAUUUCUUAUAUUACCAUAAAAUGUUUUUUUAAAAAAUUUGUGUUCCUUUUUGUCUUGCAGUAUUGUAAAAAAUGUUUGAGAACUGAUCCAAUAAAAGGUUAUGUUGAUCAA
Molecule: messenger RNA, 2915 nt
Organism: Argiope bruennichi
Lineage: Eukaryota; Metazoa; Arthropoda; Arachnida; Araneae; Araneidae
Product: peptidyl-prolyl cis-trans isomerase NIMA-interacting 1-like
Exons: 3
Coding region: 139-630 (163 amino acids)
Cellular component (GO): cytosol; nucleus
Molecular function (GO): protein binding; peptidyl-prolyl cis-trans isomerase activity
Source: RefSeq, a predicted model, not a curated record